Molecule: messenger RNA, 618 nt
Organism: Anopheles marshallii
Lineage: Eukaryota; Metazoa; Arthropoda; Insecta; Diptera; Culicidae
Product: Kv channel-interacting protein 1
Exons: 5
Coding region: 1-618 (205 amino acids)
Molecular function (GO): calcium ion binding
Source: RefSeq, a predicted model, not a curated record
AUGGCCACCCCACCGGACAGUCCGAUCGAGGAGGUGGUGUACGAGCUAGAGCCUACACGGGCACCGAAACCAAUACCUGUCGCGCUCGAGGAUCUCUGCCGGUUGACAAAGUUCACUCGCCAGGAGAUACGGGUCAUGUACAGGGGCUUCAAAACGGAAUGUCCUGAUGGGGUUGUGCACGAGGACAGCUUCAAGGAUAUCUAUGCAAAAUUCUUCCCCCAUGGAAAUUCCAGCCUUUACGCGCACUAUGUGUUCAAAGCGUUCGAUGUCAACUGCAACGGAUCGAUUACCUUCCGGGAUCUUCUAGUCACUCUCUCUACCCUACUGCGUGGUUCCGUUUACGAGCGACUACGAUGGACAUUCCGAUUAUACGAUAUCAACGGGGACGGUUGCAUCAGCCGCGGAGAACUCGGAGAAAUUGUCUCGGCCGUACACGAACUAAUGGGACGACGACCGCAUCAACCAGACGAUGACCGGAAGGCACGAGAACAGGUUGAUCGUGUAUUUGCAAAGCUAGACCUUAACCAGGACGGUAUCAUCACGAUCGAGGAAUUCCUGGAGGCAUGUCUGAAGGAUGACGUCGUCACCAAGUCGCUGCAAAUGUUCGAUUGUCUUUGA